AGUUCCCCGGAUGCAGUUGUGAUUGACUGUACACGGCUAAAAAGUUUCGCUCUAGUCGAGAGGUGCGUCUGCAGCCCGUGUGGUAGGUCGGUGUUAGGAAGGCAGCAGGACAGAAUGCAGAACGUAAAGUGUGUAGUGGUGGGUGACGGUGCCGUGGGUAAAACAUGCCUCCUCAUCUCCUACACCACCAACGCUUUCCCUGAGGAGUACAUCCCCACCGUGUUCGACAACUACAGCGCCCAGAUGACGGUUGACGGCCGCAUCAUCAGCCUCAACCUGUGGGACACAGCCGGACAAGAGGAGUACGACCGCCUCCGUACUCUCUCAUACCCCCAAUCCAACGUCUUCGUUAUCUGUUUCUCCAUCGGGAGUCCUUCAUCCCACGCCAACGUCCGCCACAAGUGGCACUCGGAGGUGUCUCACCACUGCCCCAGCGUGCCCAUCCUCCUAGUGGGGACCAAGAGUGACCUGAGGAAUGAUGGGGAGACGGUGAAGAAGCUGAAGGAGCAGGGUUUAGCUCCCAUCACAAAGCAACAGGGGAACAGCAUCGCUAAGCAGAUAGGAGCGAUGAAGUACAUGGAGUGUUCCGCUCUGACGCAGGAAGGGGUCAGGGAAGUGUUCACCGAGGCAGUACGGGCCGUGUUGUAUCCCGUUACCAAAAAGAAUGCCAAGAAGUGUGUACUGUUGUAAUGGAGGGACACAGAUGGGGAGAAGGAGGGAGAGACAAUGACGGCGCAAGUACUGUUGUACUGUUGUAAUGGAGAGACACAGAUGGGGAGAAGGAGGGAGAGACAAUGAUGGCGCAAGGUUGAGUUUGUUGGAGGAGAUAGACUCAGCCCCCAGGCCUCUCGGGCCCCCUCUGCCUCUCGGGCCCCCUCUGCCUCUCGUGCCCCCUCUGCCUCUCGGGCCCCCUCUGCCUCUCGGGCCCCCUCUGCCUCUCGGGCCCCCUCUGCCUCUCGGGCCCCCUCUGCCUCUCGGGCCCCCUCUGCCUCUCGGGCCCCCUCUGCCGCUCGGGCCCCCUCUGCCUCUCGGGCCCCUCUGCAUCUCGGCCCCCAGGCCCCUUUGCCUUUAAAGACUCUUGAUUCAGCUCACUUCUCUCCUUCUUCCAGCCCCUCAAAAUCAAAUCUGGAACUCAGUUAGUUCCACUGCUUUUUUCCCUAAUUCCCCUCUAAUCAGGGACUGAUUUAGACCUGGGACACCAGGUGGAUGAUUCCCCUCUAAUCAGGGACUGAUUUAGACCUGGGACACCUGGUGUGUGCAAUUAAUUACAAGGUAGAACAGAAAACCAGUUGUUCGGACCUUUGUAGUGUCAGAGCGGAGUACCCUGGCUCUAUUCCUUGUCCUCAGAGUUUAAUCCACUUCUAAUUCUAUCAUCACCAAAGUGACUAUACCAACAGGGUGCAGAUAGCCUCACUCCUCCCAGUCCGCUCCAACCUGUUAGUGUUGUCACUUGACUCAUUCCUCCCAGUCCGCUCAAACCUGUGUUAGUGUUAUAACUUGAUUUUUUGUUGUUGCAAUGUUCGAAAGAUGCUUCUGCGUAAAUAAUCGGUCUAUUUUGUUUCGUAUGAUCCCUUGCCUUAAGAUGUUUCUUAAUAUGCCAUGAUGGCCGAUCCUCAACAUACAGUGACCUGAUAGAGCUGGAGAGAUGAGCUCUGUCUUAGUAAGCGGUUAAUCAUGACCUCAAUCACAGCCUCUCCAGUCGGUUAUUCAGGCUAUCCGUCAAGGACUGUUGCAAACGCACCUGGAAAUAGCCUUUACGUUUUGGGCAUCUUGUUCUGUGCAGCUCUCUGCUUUAGCUCGGCGUCCAGUUUACCUUCUUAAUGUCCCUUCAAAUGGAUAUUAGCCUAAUCCAAGUAUGAUGCAAGGGCCAAAGCAAUGGGGUUGUGUGCAGACAUUUUAAAAUCAAUUAAUGGAUUGGUUGGAUGAAUGUUGUGAGUUUGUAUGAUUUAAUGCUGACAGGAAUGGUGGAAUGACGGACAUAUCAGAUUGUUGGUUCUAGUUAUUUAUGCCAAUUACAUUUUAAUGUGCUUUAUUGUAAGAUAUCUGACGUUUAUUGUAUCUGCCUUAUUGAUUAUUUGCUUUAGAUGCCAAAACUGUUUAGUAGCUGUGUGUGUGUGUGUGUGUGUGAGAGAGAGAUACUAGAGUUGAUUAAACUCCAUCUUACAUCCUCUCAGAAGAACCAGAGCUUUAAAUGAAACCAAAGCUUCUUUAUCAAAGUUCCAUGAAACCACUUUUUGACAUUACACAAUAUUUCUCCCCUCUGUCUACUCUAAGACGGAUGUAGCCCUGUAAGUGACAUCAGAGAAGUGGUGUGGGUGUUGUGGUGUGAACUUGUGUUCACAGCCCUUAGCGUUUGCCUCUAGAAUGCUACAACCUAUAUAAUGCUGGUAAAUGGAGGCUGGGGUUUGAUUACUGACUGUGAUAACUGACAAUAACUACAACAGGAAAUAGGGCUAAGAUUGCACAUUUAUUUUGGCAGAUUUUAUUUUUUGCAUUUUAUUCAUUAAAUGAAAUGUGGGCAGUAUAGUCUGGACAUUGAUAGGGUAUCAUGCUGAAAAUGUACAGGGUCAGACCUAUUUAUGUUUGCAUCACAAAUGGCACCCUACUGCCUUUUUAGUGCAUCAAGUAAGUAAUAGGGUACCAUUUGUGACUCACUCAGAUUAUUAAAGAAUAAAACCAAGAGAGCAAUUAAAACUCAUUCUUAUUUUAAAUAAUCUUUUUAAAAAAUCGAUAUAUUUAGGUGUUCAGCUGGUAGUUUGAAUAUUAACUUAACAGUAACCAAUCAUGGGAGUUCUCUCCUAGGUAAGGAGAGAGAUGCAAAUUAUUGUUUGUGAGAAAAACCUCUGUGUGGAAGAAACAUGUCACUCCACCUCAAGUUCUAGAGGGAGUUCACUUUUUACUCUGUCAUGUGGAGGUCCUUCGGGGCUUCGUGGAAACAGAUGUUGGUUGAACAUAUCGUUGAGACUGUGUUUAGUGUUUAAGAGAAGGAAAGCAUGUCUUGUCAGUGUAAAUGCUAUGGGUUGCUUGUUGUGCUACCGUGUCCGGAUAUUUACUCUGUCUAAACAGACCACACACCUGUGGCUGUUUGAUCUGCGGUCUUACAGCUAGCUCUGUGUGUGUAGGCCAGUGUUUUCACAACUCCUGUGGCCCCCAAGGGGUUUGGGUUUUUGCCCUAGCACUACGCAGCUAAUCAACGCUUGAUGAUUUUUUGAAUCAGCUGUGUAGUGCUAGGGGCAAAAACCCAAAUGUGGACCUCUUGGGGUCCCCGGGACCGAGUUUGGGAAACAAUGGUGUAGGCUAGUGUGUAUGUGUGGGGUACUCUAUAAUACACUGGGACGUGAUUUGUUUGUAGAAUUUUUGUAAUUUCAUAUAUUCUGAACAAAAAUAUAAACGCAUUAUGCAACAAUUGUUUGGAUUACGCUGAGGUACAAUUCAUAUAAGGAAAUCGGUCAAUUUAAAUAAAUUAGGCCCUAAUCUAUGGAUUUUACAUGACUGGGAAUACAGAUAUGCAUCUGUUGGUCAAAGAUACCAUAAAAAAAAAAUAUUACAAAUCUUGUCACGGCAUCUCUAUGCAUUCGAAUUCAAUAAAAGGAAAUUGUGUUUGUUGUCCUUAGCUUAUGCCUGUCCAUACCAUAACCCCACCGCCACCAUGGGGCACUCUGUUCAGAACGUUGACAUCAGCAACCCGUUGGCCGACACGACGCCAUACACGUGGUCUGUGGUUGUGAGGCUGGUUGGACGUAAUGCAAAAUUCUCUAAAAUGACGUUGGAAGCGGCUUAUGGUAGAGAAAUGUAACAUUUAAUUCUAUGGCAACAGCUCUGGUGGACAUUCCUGUAGUCACCAUGGCAAUUGAAACUUCCUUUAAAACAUGAGACAACUGUGGAGUUGUGUUGUGUGACAAAACUGCGUAUUUUAGAGUAGCCUUUUAUUGUCCCCAGCACAGGGUGCACCUUUGUAAUGAUCAUGCUGUUUAAUCAGCUUCUUGAUAGGCAACACCUGUCAGGUGGAUAUGAGAAACGCUCACUAAUAGGGAUGUAAACACAUUUGUGCACAACAUUUGAGAGAAAUAUGCUUUUUGGGAUAUUUUAUUUCACCUCAUGAAACAUGGGACCAACACUUUACAUGGUGUGUUUUAUAUUUUUGAUCAUUGUAUAUCAAAAGUCUAUUUGUAUAAAUUAACAAUGAAAUGAUUUUAAACUAUGCUAAAUAAAAUUGUUAUAGAUAAA
This is a messenger RNA of Salvelinus fontinalis (brook trout), 4227 nucleotides long. RefSeq names its product rho-related GTP-binding protein RhoG-like. The transcript has 3 exons. Gene Ontology annotation, biological process: regulation of cell shape; establishment or maintenance of cell polarity; actin filament organization. NCBI's taxonomy places the organism in Eukaryota, Metazoa, Chordata, Actinopteri, Salmoniformes, Salmonidae. The record is from RefSeq and is a predicted model, not a curated record. Gene Ontology annotation, molecular function: protein kinase binding; GTPase activity; GTP binding. Gene Ontology annotation, cellular component: cytoskeleton; cytoplasmic vesicle; plasma membrane. Bases 115 to 690 code for a protein of 191 amino acids.